This is a messenger RNA of Ictalurus furcatus (blue catfish), 5828 nucleotides long. RefSeq lists its product as uncharacterized. NCBI's taxonomy places the organism in Eukaryota, Metazoa, Chordata, Actinopteri, Siluriformes, Ictaluridae. The transcript is spliced from 6 exons. Bases 2311 to 3426 code for a protein of 371 amino acids. The record is from RefSeq and is a predicted model, not a curated record.
UCUGUUAACCCUGAGUAAAUUUACCCAGGUAAGUCGCAUAAACUGCUUUCUGGAAUACCCCCCAUUAUUUAUUUAUUUAUUUAUUUAGGUUUAUUUGUUUGUUUGUAACAGUAGCGUUAGCGUGCAGUUCCUGUCCUUAUCCAGCAGGGGGCGAUUUAUUUAGGCUUAUUUGUUUGUUUGUAGCAGUAGCGUUAGAGUGCAGUUCCUGUCCUUAUCCAGCAGGGGGCGAUACACUUCACGACUGUUUGUUUAAACACUUUGUGCCAUGAAGAAGAAAAGUGGCACCAGCGGACAUGUUUAAAUCAGUCAGAGAUAGAGAUACGCUGUGGAUUUUUUUCUCAGUAAUGACGGGGACAAAGCGGUGAAUCCUCCAUUUUUAAUAAAGCAGAUGUGUUCCUCUCCUGUCGUCCAACACCCACAACACCGUCAUUUCGACUCGAGGUAAGAACUCAGUGUAGUGCAUCAGUGUAGUGCCUUGUAGCUGCCUGGUUAUUUUACAAGCCGCUGAAUCAGAUUUGUCCUGCACCAUGCAGUAGGAGCUGACUCCUGGGAACAGUUCUGGUAAACGUUUAAAUCUGGACAAAUCAAUUCAGAACCAGUUUCGUCAUGUAGACCAAUUUUAAAUUGAGAGAUUUGGGAAGGAAAGGAGAUUUCUAUUCGAAAAAAGCGAGUCUCUGUUAUUCCACUAGGGGGCAAACUAGAGCUCCAAACUCAAGGCCACAAUCUCAGAUCCUGGGGAAAAUGUGCAAAAGUUUGCAGACCAUCACACCCGUAUGUGGUUCUUCCCCAAACUACUGCGACAAAGUUGGAAACGUUCAAUAAUGUCCUUGUAUUUGAAGUGCACCUAUUAUGGUUUUUCAAAUAUUCCCUUUCAUAUAGUGUGUUAUAGAGCUGUUUGUGAAUGUAAAAAAAUCUGCAAAGUUUCAUAAAUCAAAGCGCAUGACAAAAAGAGUUAUCGACUCCCAAAAGAAGGAAUCAAUUCUGAACAGCUGAAACGAGUCGUUAGUGAUUCCAGACUUACUUCCUGUACUAACCUACGUAGGUUUGUAACAAAAAGCCCUGCCUCUGGUCUUCAUCAGCUGCUCGGUGACAGCGGUAGACCAAUCACAACAGACUGGGACAGCUGACCAAUCAGAGCAGAGUAUGCUCUCUGAAAGGAGGAGUUUAGAACGAAUCCUUUAGAGCAAGUCUUUAGACACUGGGAAAGUGUGGGGGGGAGGUAAUGCUGCAGUUUAAAUUAAGAGCACAUUAAAGUGUUUUUUUGACCUUGGAUGCAUGUAAAUCUAUUGUAUGAGAGCUUUAAAACAGAGCUAGGUGUGUUUCAAAACCAUAAUAGGUGUGCUUUAACAUAACAAUUUCCCUUCACUGCAACUAAGGGGUGACACAGUGCAUCUCUGGGGUUGGGGGUUAAAAUCCCACCCUCCACCCUGUGUGUGUGGAGUUUGCAUGUUCUCCCUGUGCUUCGUGAGUUUCCUCUGGGUACUCCGGUUCCCUCCCCCAGUCCAAAGACAUGUGCUGUAGGCUGAUUGACAUGUCCAAAUUGUCCAGUGUGUGUGUGUGAAAUUGUGCCCUGUGAUGGGUUGGCACUCUGUCCAGUGUGUCCCCCACUUUGUGCCCCAAGUUCCCUGGGAUAGGCUCCAGGCUCCCUUGUGUAGGAUAAGUGAUAUGGAGGAUGGAUGGCCCAGACCUGUUCCAGCAUGACAGUGCUCUUGUGCACGAAGCGAGCUCCAUGAAGACAUGGUUUGCCAAGCUUGGAGUGGAAAAACCUGAGCAGACACCUGACCUCAACCCCACUGAACACCUUUAGGAUGAACUGGAACACCGACUGCACCCCAGGCCUCCUCACCCAACAUCAGUACCUGACCUCACUAAUGUGCUUGUGGCUGAAUGAAUACACACCCCCACAGCCACGCCCCAAAAUCUAGUGUAAAGCCUUCCUGGUAGAGUGGGGGUUGUUAUAACAGCAAAUGAGGGACUACAUCUGGAAUGGGAAAGCACAUAUGGGUAUGAUGGUCAGGUGUCAACAAACUACUGGUCAUAUAGUGUAUGUAAUACUUCAUUUUUCAUUUCACACUGUAACCCUCUCUCUUGUGCUCUGUUUUUUGUACUGUCAAAGAAAAUUAAAUAACAAUUAAACAGGGUUAACCAUCUUAAAUACAAUCAAAUGCAGAUGUAAAGGUACAGGUAAAUCAGUAGUGACUCUACAGCCUUGUAUUAAAAUGCGUCUCUAUGUGAUGUGCACUUUGAAUAAUUAACAAUCUGUCUUUCAUUCGUCUGAUUAAUCAGUGAAGGCAGAAAAUAUCCCUACCUAUGGUGUCAAAGGCUGACGAUACACUGAAAAGUCUCUGGUUGAACAGAGACACUUCAGGCCACAUGUGGUUAUCUGACAGUCCAUCUAAGUCGUGUGCAGAGAGUCCACUGGAAGGUUCCAGUUCUGAAGACUCUGUGGUCUCCGGCCCCAGCUCGCCUUCUGCUGCACUUCAUUCACUGAGAUGCACGAUGUGUGAGAGACUUUUCUCCAAAAUGAGGAGGCAAGGGCCUCCAAGCAAAAAACAAAGAGACCACGAUCCAGCCUCGCUAUCAUGUGAUGAGUGGCUGCUUAAUAAAACCUGGCACCCACAGAGACGGAAGCAAUCCAGAGGGAGGUUAUGGGUGCACUUGAAGCACAUCAGGCUGCGAGCUGCAAAGCAGUCAGACCAUGACAUGGCAAAUACAGCAUGGUGGCCCUGCUCCAGACCUCACGUGUUCCUGCAGAGGAACUUGCGUCGCUGCAAAAAGAUGUUUGGAAAGCCAUCUAAAAGCAAAGCGAAGUCGAGAAAUCAGCAGAGAAAUCGUGCAAAAUCCACAAUGUGUCUGCGCAGUGGAAAUUAUCAGAGGAGCAAGAGAAGGAAGUCCUCAGAGAAAGACGAUACACCGGAGCAUCUUUCACCAGUGGAUCUCAGCACUACCUUGGAAGACGAGCUGCCUGGAAACGACAGGACUCGCCGUGAGGGUGUGCCGCAGUUGGAGACAAUUCAGAGCAAACAAUGCGUUAGCGAUACGAGUGGCUUCAUGGACACUCAGGCUGAUUGCAGUGGCCUGGAGGGAACUCGUAGGGUGCUGAAAUUUGACACUUUUCCCAAAGCCGUGCUCGCUGAAACGCAGAAACCAAAGCACUGCCUCGUAAAUAAGAGUGCAGGAGGAAAAUUACAUGAAGGCCCAGCAGAUUUCGAAGUGAAGAACGGAGAUUGUCCCAGAAGGCAAGAUGAAGUUCCGUGUGAGGAUUUGGAUGUGUUUAGAACGCCAACGGAUCUCUUCAGUGCAGAUUUGAAGAUCACCAGGAAGAGCAAGCCAUUGCGUCCACGGAAACACAGCUUCAGGUCCAUGUUAGCUGCACUUGGGCACGGUCAUAAACAGAUUAUUAAGGAGUCCCAUUCCCAUCACUGAUGCUUUUGCAGAAAUCCACAAUUUAUUGUUUUUGUUUUCUCCAUUUAUUUUUUAUUUGGUGUUAGUUACAGACUGCAAGCCAGUCUCUGUAUUCAGCUUGUUCAGUAACAAUUGCCCAGUCUGUACACCUGUUGUCAGAUACAACAUGUUUGUGUUUUGUAUGAAGAUUAUGUGUACUAAACCCUCCAAGACUUUGCAUCACAGAUGCUUACUAGACCUAUUUGUUAACUGUAAAUGUUAAAAGACUAUUCAAAGGCAAGCAUCAAAAGUCAUAAUGUUGUGGAAGCCAGAAUAUCGGUGGCUUUAUUUAAGUUUAAAAAAAAUGUUAACUUGUAAAUUCUUGCAUAGAGUAUUAUUUUUCUUAAAUUUAUUUAGUCACAUUCUCCAUUUUUUGUUGUUAAAAACAAUAAAUAGGUUGAUGCAGGAUAAUGGCUCUGGUGCAGUUUCAACUAUGGCCACUAGGUGGCAGUUGUAGAACAUAAACACAACCAGAAAGUCCAACUUAAACCUUGUAGUAUUAUUAUUAUUAUUAUUUUAUUCAGUCUACUUGCAAUAAGUCAGUUUAUUAUUAGAGUUAUUGUAUGGAGGAAGUGCUGUCAGUAUAGAAAGCUUAUCAAGUGAAAACUGAAGUAUCAAGUAUAUUACUAUGUAUAUUAAUAUAUGUUCAUUCAUUAUACCAUUAUCUGUCAUUUUGUAAAUCAGUUUCGUGUUAUGGAGACUUUUCGUUACUGUUCUGCCACACACAGUGUGUGUGUGUGUGUGUGUGUCAGUCAUAGCUUGUGGCCAAACCUACGAAAACCAUGAAUAUAUUCAUAAAUUGAAAAAUACUCCACUAUACAUCGCCCACUCUGAGAUGAAUCAUGCAUUUAUAGCAUUUUAGAACUCCAUACUGCAGCUUGAAACUAAACAAUACAUUUUAUUUAAAUUAUUCCAGCACAUUACAGCUCACUUCUAGAGUCGUAAUGCUUUAGGGACACCACAUUACAGAAUACUCUUCCUUCUGGAUGUGUGUACCGACCGUCAGGUUAACCCUUUGUGGGGAAAACGAUGCUUAAAGAAAAGAAAAAAAGGCAAUUCUCUGUGAGAUGGAGCGAGUUUUGGGGUGUCCUCGCUCCUGAUUGGUCCAAAACUAUCCGAACUGGAGAUCUCCGUCCAAUCAGGAGCUGCGCGUGCUGCCCAGCGAAAGCCACCUGCUCAGAACGGACUUCAAACCGCGGAGGGAGCGCGUGCGUGCGCGAGACGGAUCUCUUGAGGGGAUCUGAUGACUUUUUCCAGCACGCGAGUGUUUUUUUUUUUGUUGCUACGAAUCUCCGUUUCUGAACGCUUGUGUAGGUCGAGAAGGCGCUGCGUUUCAACAUGCACGGAGUUGAGCUAAUGAAGAGCAGCUUAAUCAGUGGACCUGUUUUCUAAUAACCAUAGUCAUGUUAAAAGCCUUAAAGAUGAAGCAUCUCUCAGCUCUGCUGGUUUUGUGCUUGCACAUGGUAAGCUGUCUGUCUGUCUGUCUGUCUGUCUGUGAGGUAAAAUUGGCCAUAUGCAAAAACAAAAAUUCCAACAAUUCCACACCUGAAGAAAUUUCUUGAUACACAAUUUAUUUGGCCGUAUUUAUUAUUUGUUCUGAGUAGAUCGUGGAUUUACACACGCAAAAACAUUUAAGUAAAGAAAAAUAGUUUAAAUUUUUUUUUUAAAUAAGUAAACAGAACAAGAUCAUGGCGAGUCUAUGUCGUCUUUUUUUUUUUUGUUUUGUGUGUGGUAAUGAAAUCAGCAGGUCAGAGUUUCAGAGCACAGCUUCUAAAGCACAACCCUUCACAUUUGCAUGUUUCUCCUGCUCCCAGCACACUUGAUUCAACUAAUCAGCUAUAUAACAGUUGAUGUGGGUGUGCGAGAGCAGGCAAAAAACUAAACAGGGCGUACUCCAGGACCGGAGAUGGGAUCUGUGUUCUGUAAGCACUUGUAAUACGCCCGCUACACUCUGAACUGCUCAUCAUGAUGCCAUUUUGAGCGAGGAUAAUAUCCAAGCAUACGGUCAAGUUGCCUCAUCUACCUCAAGUGAAGGUGAGGCACUGACACUGUAUAAAACGUAUAGAGUUUGAUAAAGAAAUGGUGUUGCUCUGCUUGACCGUAGCACAGAUUCAGCAGAAGAAUCUGCCAAAAAAUAUAUAUAAUAAAUAUCCUAUUGUAUUCUUGAUUUGUACAAUAGAAUACAAUCGUAUGUAUAAUGCAUUACGCUAUUACUAUUCAAUAUUUGUGAAAUAUGAUUUGUUGCAAUGCUGAGUCAAGGAAAAAAAAAAUGUACACACAAGUCAAAAAACUAAUCAAACAGUCCCUUAGUCUGAGAAAAAAGAACGAGGAUAAAGACAAUUCCAGUGAUCCACAAAUGAAAUACAACAAUUGGAAGUUAUGGA